UGAAGAAAACCGGUUAUGAAACGUGUAAGUAUGGCCGGCCUAAUGUGUGGAAUGGGGGAGCCACGAAGCACGUACUCAGUUUCUAGCUUUCUUCAAACCACAGGAAUUUUAAAAACGGCUUCGUGUCAGAGCAUGACACACGGCGGCUAUAUUAAAAGGGCGAGUACCGGAGAACUCAAGGAAAUCUUCGACAAAUACGCCAGUCUUACCGUGGAGGGAGACAAGUUCAUGACAGACGAGGAUUUUGUGAUCAGAUAUCUGGGAUUGUUGCCGGAGAAAGAUUACAAUAAAGAGUCUCUUCACUUGCUCUGUGGCGUGCUUGACCAAUCAAAGGAGGGUAGAAUAUCUUUUAAAGAGUUCCAAACUUUUGAAGGUAACCUUUGUGUUCCUGAUGCUCUUUACAAGACUGCGUUUCAGUUAUUCGACACAAACGGGAACGGUUCUGUGAGUUUUGAUGAGUUUGUGGAUAUCAUCUCUAAAACAACAAUACACAAGAGAAUACCGUUUAAUUACGAUAGUGAAUUUAUCAAACUAUACUUUGGUAAGGAGAAGAGUCGUCAGAUAUCUUACAGUGAGUUCUCUCAGUUUCUUCAUGAUUUCCACGACGAAUAUGCAACAGUUGCUUUCAAGGCUAAAGAUAAAAACGGAACCGGGUUCAUCAGCGCAAAAGAUUUUGAGGAUAUUAUGGUUUCUAUUAAAAGCCAUCUUUUAACCGAUUCUGUCAAAUCAAAUCUUGCAGCUGUCGCCUCAGCUGAUGGGAACCAAGUGUCUUAUCCCUAUUUUAUCGCCUUCAUCUCUCUUCUCUCUAAUAUGGAACUGAUCAAGAAGGUUUAUCUUAACGCUUCCAACGGGUCCAGAAUGGCUGAAAUUAAGAAGGAAGAUUUUCUGUAUUCUGCUCAAAUGAUGUCGCAAAUCACUCCUCUAGAGGUUGAUGUGCUUUUUCAAAUUUGCGACAAAUUGCACGGAUUCCAGAAGAUUAUGUACGAAGAUUUCGCUGCAAUUGCUCCAGAGCAGUACAUGAAACAGGUACAACUACAGUACAGUACAGUACAACAAUUACACUCAGUGUUAGAAUUGAGCCAAGUGUUAGUUUUGGAACUAAUGUCCCCUGUGAUUAGGUUUGCUCUUGGUUCCUUUGCUGGUGCUUGUGGAGCUACUGCUGUUUAUCCAAUUGAUUUAGUAAAAACUAGGAUGCAAAAUCAGCGUACUGGCUCAUAUAUAGGAGAGCUAAUGUACAGAAAUAGUUUCGAUUGCUUCAAGAAGGUGCUCAGACAUGAAGGAUUUACUGGUCUAUAUCGAGGCCUAGUUCCUCAACUAAUGGGAGUUGCCCCUGAAAAAGCUAUAAAACUCACCAUGAAUGAUUUUGCAAGAGACAAACUAAAAACUGCAAAUGGCGGACAUCUACCUCUUUGGGCGGAGUGUUUGGCGGGUGCAUGCGGGGGCGGAUCACAGGUGAUGUUCACCAACCCCCUGGAGAUUGUGAAGAUCAGGUUGCAGGUAGCCGGAGAGCUGGCCGCCGGCUCUAAAGUUUCCGCUAUGGGAGUAGUUCGUGAACUUGGAUUUUUCGGUCUUUAUAAAGGAUCAAGGGCCUGCUUUUUGAGAGAUAUUCCUUUCUCUGCAAUCUACUUCCCGGCAUACGCGCAUCUUAAACCAGCCUUUGCAGAUGAGAAUGGAUACAAUUCCCCGCUAUCCCUGCUGACUGCUGGAGCUAUUGCUGGUAUGCCUGCAGCAAGUUUGGUUACGCCUGCUGACGUCAUCAAAACAAGAUUGCAGGUAGUGGCUAGGGCCGGUCAAACAACAUAUACUGGUGUGAUGGACGCUGCCAGGAAAAUCUACGCUGAGGAGGGAUUCAGGGCUUUCUGGAAAGGAAGCAUCGCCAGAAUGUGCAGGAGCUCUCCCCAGUUCGGAGUAACCUUGGUUACCUACGAAUUAAUGCAGAGAUAUUUCUACAUCGAUUUCGGAGGCAGUCGUCCCUCCGGUUCAGUGUCGGAGGGCGUGGCUAGUGCUAUGGAUAUGUCCUCCGGUAAUCCGGAGCAUAUAGGCGGGUACCAGGUGGCCCGCCCCAUCUUUGCCGGGGUAGAAUCUAAGUUUGGUCUGCUUCUCCCAAGGUUUAGCCACUCAUAGAAGUUGAAUCAAGCAUAUCCGAGAUAAAGCAAUAUUCAUCGACAUUAUCCAUCACCAUCAACCGCCACCCUUCCACAUAUUGGCGCCGCCAUUAUGCAAAUAUAGUCUUCAGUAGUCCAAACUAAUUUUAUAAUAUAAUCAACUGACAAAUUCACGAAAAAGUGAAGUAAAUAUUUAAAAUUUUCUUAAACUAUUCUUGAAAUUUUUAUUAAACCUCGUAAAGUAUUUUACCUACUUAUAAAGAAAUGUAUGUACAUUGUACAGGGUUGGACCAUAUGUUCAGUGUAAAAUGAAAUAUCCCGUUGAAAUGCGCCAGUUGUACAGUGUACACUAAAAACUGUACUGUGUACAGUACGGUUUAUAGUGGACAAUUAGAUCAUACUUACAGAGAUAGAUAUAUAUAAAAUAUAUUUACAUACAAUUAGAGAUCUGUAAUAUGUAUACAUAUAUAUAUUUUCAUAGAGAAGCAAUGUUUACUUGUUCAGUACUUGUUAUACAGUUACCUCUAACUUCCUGUCAAUGUUUGCUAUUUUCUUCCCAAUUAAAUAUUUCCAUAACGACAAUUUUCCAAGUUUAACAUUUUCCACGCACAACUUGAUUGCGUUAGGGCCCGAGCACCGAGGCCGGAAACUUUGAAAAUAGCCGAUUUGGAAAUAUUUGAGAAAUUCUGUCUAAAUUCUUGUCUUCACAAAGUAGUCUUAAAAUAUAUUUAGAAAUGAAUUUGUUUUCAGA
Molecule: messenger RNA, 2856 nt
Organism: Eurytemora carolleeae
Lineage: Eukaryota; Metazoa; Arthropoda; Copepoda; Calanoida; Temoridae
Gene: aralar1
Product: calcium-binding mitochondrial carrier protein Aralar1
Exons: 25
Coding region: 16-2124 (702 amino acids)
Biological process (GO): aspartate transmembrane transport; L-glutamate transmembrane transport; malate-aspartate shuttle
Molecular function (GO): L-glutamate transmembrane transporter activity; calcium ion binding; L-aspartate transmembrane transporter activity
Source: RefSeq, a predicted model, not a curated record